Molecule: messenger RNA, 1647 nt
Organism: Oikopleura dioica
Lineage: Eukaryota; Metazoa; Chordata; Appendicularia; Copelata; Oikopleuridae
Source: the annotation of a GenBank genome assembly
AUGGGCGAAAGACGCUACCAAGAAGUACUCGAUGAUUACUGUAGCCAAAUGAGUGCUAACGUGGAUGAUACGAGCGAGUUCUACUGCGCCCGCGCAUCUGGCGUCGUUGAUGGAACUAUGAGAGCUCGAUUCGGAGUCAACAAAAAUGGAGCGAAUCCAAUAUGGCGUUGCUAUGCGUAUUUCCAUGACGAUCUUGGAGAUUUUUGCUUGGAUAGUUUCGGUGAAGCUUCUGUUCCCUGUAGCACUCCUGUACAUGUUGAUGGAAAGUACUGCACCAAAGAAUUUGAAAUUCCAGAAAUAAUUACGUCCUUGCAAAAUGGACUUUGCCCUGUUACGGCUGCUCCAACGACAACCACUACAUCUACGACUACGUCAACAACGACAACGACCACGACUACUACAACCACGAAGACGACGACGACGACCACGACGACGACCACGACGACGACAACGACGACGACAACGACGACAAAGACGACAACGACGACGACCACCACUACUACCACGACUACUACAACUACAACUACAACUCUUGGAAGCGGAUGGAUCAUCAACACGGGUGAUAUCAAUAUUUACUCCCACGAUUGGAUCAACACGCCGACAAUCUACCCCGACUGUCCAACGAAUCAUAACAACGACAGUACCGUCGAGUCCUGGGAGACUGUCGAGUCCGGCUGGAUCGACGCUCCAUCGAAUGCCGUCGUUAAUUUGCUCAAUAGCGCAACAGCUGACCAAGUUUGCGACGCUAUAAGAGCCGAGCAGAUCCCAUUUGCGACUGAAAAAGCAUCGACAGGGAAAUCAGUGAUUCCGCCUCUCUUUGGCGUUAACUGCACCCAGGUUACUGACGGUUAUUGCGUCGAAGCACAGGUCAAGUUCUGCUGCUUGGCGCCGGCUCCAACAACCACUUCAACUACUUCUACGACUGAAAAAACGACAACUACGACUUCAAGCAUUCCAAUUCAACCCUACUGCCAUCUUCAAGAAAAACUCGACGCCUACUGCUCACAAAUGUCUUCAACUGGCGAAGGAGAGUUCUUUUGUCAAAAAGCAUCGAAAACCGAGGCCCACGGUCUCAAAAUGGUCGCUCGUUAUGGUCUCAACAAAAACGACGCAGCGCCUGCGUGGAGGUGCUAUGGCUACUUGAAAACCUCCUCAGCCGAAAAUUGCGUCAAUGAUUGGGGAGAAAUGACGUCCUGCUUGGAGCCGAAUCCGGCAGAUGCUGUUUACUGCCCUCGAACGGCCGAACUUGAAGCAAUAAUUCAAGAAAACGCCGGAGUAAGGCGCUACCAAGAAGUGCUCGACGAGUACUGCAGUUUCAUGAGCCCAAGUGCGCCCGAAUCUUCCGAUUUCUUCUGCAACAAGGCGAAAAGCGUCGAAGGACAAAUGAAGGCUCGAUUCGGAGUGAACAAAAAUGGACAGUUUCCGCAGUGGAGAUGCUAUGCUUACUUCGAAAAUGAUUUGAACGACUUGUGCCUGGACGAGUUCGGCGAGAGGACUGUUCCUUGCUCGACGCCUAUUCAUAUCGAGGGCAAGUACUGCAGCCGAGAGGUCCAAAUGGGCGACAUACUCACUGCAAUGAAGAACGGAUUCUGCCCAGCCACGGCGCCUCCUACCACGACAAGUGAGAGUUUUGAUUUUUCUCGAUAA